AGGCGCGCGGGGUUGGUGGGGGGGGGCCGAUGCCGCUGCCCCGGCCGCCCCUCUUGCUCUUGGGGGUCGUACUGGUGUCCUUCGGGCGGGGGCGCUUUUGCGGUUCUCCUGCAAACUCCCUGUGUUAUUCCUACCUGCAUCUGCCAGAGCCCAGCCAGGGGCUGCCCCAUUUCUCCAUUAGGGGCUACCUGGAUGACCAGCCCAUGGCUCGCUAUGAUAGCCUCAUCAGGAAGAUGGAGCCUCUGGUGCCCUGGGUGGAGGAAGAGGACACGUCAUUCCAGGUCCUUGAGUGGGUGAUUGGAAUCGACUUGGAGAAGUUAUCCAAACUGGACCACCAGACUGGAGGGCCUCACACCUGGCAGGCAAUUUUGGGCUGUGAGCUCUGGGAAGACGGGAGCAAAGGAGGGUUUUUGCACUAUGGCUACGACGGGAGGGAUUUCAUCAGCUUCGACAAGGAGACGCUCAGAUGGGUGGCAGCUCAGCCCCAGGCCGAGAAGGUCAAGGAGGAGUGGGAGAUUCAUCCAGGAUGGUCCCAGAGGAAAAAAACCUACCUGGAGGAGACCUGCAUUGAGUGGCUGCAGAGGUACCAGUUGUCCAAGAAGGAGGCUUCUCAGAAGAUCGAGCCCCCAGUGGGCAAGGUGACUUGCAAGGAGGUGGAUGACCAUCUGGAGGUCCUCAUCUGCCAGGCCUUUGGCUUCUACCCCAAGCAGAUCCAGGCCACCUGGACCAGGGACGGAGAGGCCUGCGUGUACGAGACCCUCCCUAGGAACGUUGCCCCCAACUCGGAUGGCACCUAUUAUGUCUGGCUCAGCAUUGAGAUUGACCCCAAGGAGAGGGACCAUUUUCGUUGUCGCCUGGAGCACCAGGGCUUGCAGGAGCCCCUGAUCUUGGCCUGGAAGGAGGAAACAGCUAGAAUAUGGUGGAUUGUUAACGCAAUUGGGGCUUGCACAAUCUUGGCAGCUGGGAUUCUUCUCUUCCUGAUCUGCUGGAAACGCAGGAAAAAACUCCAUCAGGAAGAGACAACUUGUUGUGGUCAAGUUCCUCCAGAAAUGGUUCGUUCUCCCCUAAGUACACAAGAUGAUAUUCAAAUUGAGUGAUACUCCAACAGUUGAUAACGGGUCAUUCUGAUGAGCACGGUAGAGAUGGUGUUUUUCGGCAAGCAAGGCCUUAA
This is a messenger RNA of Crotalus tigris (Tiger rattlesnake), 1171 nucleotides long. RefSeq names its product major histocompatibility complex class I-related gene protein-like. The coding region runs from base 30 to 1097 and encodes 355 amino acids. Lineage: Eukaryota; Metazoa; Chordata; Lepidosauria; Squamata; Viperidae. The transcript is spliced from 7 exons. The record is from RefSeq and is a predicted model, not a curated record. Gene Ontology annotation, cellular component: external side of plasma membrane. Gene Ontology annotation, biological process: immune response.